AUGGCCCAUCUGAAGAGCUACAAAUAUCAAAGUGUGGACAAGUCAUUCAUUUCCAACUACAUCCUCCGUCACUACUGGAAUGCCGCCGUCAAUCUUCUGCCCAUGUGGCUCGCCCCGAAUAUGGUCACCCUGCUGGGCUUUUUCUGUAUCUUGAUCAACGUCCUGUUUCUGCAGAUACUCGUCCCAGACUUGGUUGGACCGGCGCCUCCCUGGCUCUAUUACAGCUUUGCGUUGGGGUUGUGGAUGUAUUCGACAAUGGACAACAUCGACGGCAAACAAGCCCGAAGAACAGGCACCUCCAGCGGCCUGGGGGAGCUGUUCGACCACGGCAUCGACUCCUUAAACUGCACGUUGGCAAGCCUCUGCGAGACGGCUGCGAUGGGCUUGGGCCCCAGCAAGACUGGCGCUUUCACUGCCCUAAUACCCUGUCUGCCCAUGUUCUUCUCCACCUGGGAGACGUAUCACACUCACACGCUGUAUCUGGGAGCUUUCAACGGGCCGACCGAGGGCCUGAUCAUCGCCUGCGCCGUCAUGAUAAUCUCGGGCUACCUAGGCCCUCAGAUCUGGCAGUACCGCGUCGCCGACUACAUCGGGUACUCGGAGCUCCUGGGCUCCUUGACAUUCCGCGACCUGUGGAUCCCCACGAUCCUGGUGGCUUUCUUCACGGCGCACUUGCCAUCGUGUAUUUGGAACGUGGCACAGGCGCGACGCAAGGACAAUCUUCCGCUAUGGCCUGUAUUUUUCGAAUGGAUUCCCAUGAUCGUCUUCACGGCCUCGUGCGCAGCCUGGGUCGGCUCGCCAUACUCGGUCCUCUUGCGCGAGAACCACCUGGUGGCCUUCUGCAUGACCAUGUCUUUCGUCUUUGGCCGCCUGACGACAAAAAUCAUUCUGCACCACCUGACUCGCCGCCCCUUCCCUUACUGGACGAUCUCGCUUGUACCCCUUGCCAUAGGCGGCAUCUUGGCCUGGCUCCCCCUCUUCGGCUUCGAUCCAAUCUCUCCGACCUUUGAGAGGUGGUACAUCUAUGCCUAUCUCCUGCUCGCCAUGGUGCAGUACUUCGUCUGGGCCGUCCGGGUCAUCAACCGCAUCUGCGCCGUCCUGGACAUCAACUGUCUGACCAUCAAAAAGAGGAACAUCGCUGGCAAAGAGCCGACAGGUUUUGCAGAUCAAGUCCAGUUUGCACCCAACGGGGAUGUGGGCAAGACCAUCAAGGGGCUCUAA
Molecule: messenger RNA, 1221 nt
Organism: Capronia epimyces CBS 606.96
Lineage: Eukaryota; Fungi; Ascomycota; Eurotiomycetes; Chaetothyriales; Herpotrichiellaceae
Exons: 3
Coding region: 1-1221 (406 amino acids)
Biological process (GO): phospholipid biosynthetic process
Cellular component (GO): membrane
Molecular function (GO): phosphotransferase activity, for other substituted phosphate groups
Source: RefSeq, a predicted model, not a curated record